Molecule: messenger RNA, 1930 nt
Organism: Hordeum vulgare subsp. vulgare (domesticated barley)
Lineage: Eukaryota; Viridiplantae; Streptophyta; Magnoliopsida; Poales; Poaceae
Product: 4-coumarate--CoA ligase-like 7
Exons: 6
Coding region: 109-1740 (543 amino acids)
Molecular function (GO): CoA-ligase activity
Source: RefSeq, a predicted model, not a curated record
UUAGGGUGGAGAUCCUCGCUCACACUCUCGCUCACUGAUGUGCGCCUGUGCCGUGUCCCAUCCCACUGCUGCCACCCAGCUACCCUCCAAUUGUCGAGCCAGUCGAUAAUGCCGUCCGCUGCCGCCGUCGACCCGCUGAGCGGCUACUGCGCCGUCACGAGGACCUUCCACAGCCUCCGCGCGCCCAUCCCGCUGCCGCCGCCGGCCCAGCCGCUCUCCUUCCCGGCCUUCGCCUUCUCCUUCCUCCCCUCCCCGCUCCCCUCCCACGCCGCUUUCCUCGAUGCCGCCACCGGCGAGGCCGUCCCCUUCCCGGCCUUCCUCGGACAGGUCCGCGCCCUCGCCACGGCUCUCCGCGCCCACCUCCACAUCUCCCGCGGCGACGUGGCCUUCAUCCUCGCGCCCCCCAGCCUCCACGUCCCCGUGCUCUACUUCGCGCUCAUGGCCGUCGGCGCCGUCAUCUCCCCCGCCAAUCCGGCCCUAACCGCAGGGGAGCUGGCCCACCUCGCCGCGCUCUCGAAACCCUCCGUCGCCUUCGCCGUCUCGAGCGCGGCCAGCAAGCUCCCGCCCGGGCUCAGCGCCGUCCUCCUCGACUCCCCGAGGUUCUCCUCGUUCUUGCACGGGCCCGGCGAUGCCUCGGUCAUGGACGCCGCUGUGAUUUACCAAUCGGAACCGGCGGCGAUACUCUACUCCUCCGGCACCACCGGGAGCGCCAAAGCGGUGGUGCUCACGCACCGCAACCUCAUGACGACACGCGCCAUGCCUGGUCCGGCGCCGCCGGACGAGGUUGUGAUGCUGACCGUGCCGCUCUUCCAUGUCUACGGAUUCGUGUUCUGCCUCAGGCCUGUAAUGGCGGCGCAAACACUUGUGUUGCACACGGCGAGGAGAUUUGACACCAGGGGGGUGCUGGCAGCGGUGGGGAGGUUCCGGGUGACGCGGCUGGCCCUUGCGCCGCCGUCGCUGUUGGCGAUUGUGCGAACAGCUGAGGACGACGAGAGUGUGACUGCCAGCGCUGCAACGCUGCAGGUGGUGCUCUGCGGUGGCGCAGCCCUCUCACCGGGGCUUAUCCGGCGAUUCUCCCAUAAAUUUCCCCACAUCUGUGUUUUACAGGGAUAUGGACUGACCGAGACUACAGCUGGUUUUUGCCGUUCCAUUGGAGUAGAAGAAAGUCGACGAAUCGGGUCAGUUGGGCGUCUUUCGCCGGGUGCUGAGGCGAAGAUUAUUGAUCCUGGAACAGGGGAUGCUCUGCCUCCCGGUGUGCCAGGCGAGCUCUGGGUCCGAGGACCUUUUGUAAUGGAAGGUUACCGUGGUGACAAGGAAUCCACCUCCGAGAUUUUGGAUUCUGAAGGGUGGUUGAGAACGGGGGAUGUUUGUCUUAUCGACAAAGAUGGAUUCCUCUUUGUGGUUGAUCGGCUGAAAGAGAUAAUUAAGUACAAUGGCUACCAGGUUGCUCCUGCAGAACUGGAGGACCUGCUUCAAACGCACCCCGGUAUCGACGAAGCCGCAGUUGUUGGAUACGCAGAUGAUCAGGCUGGUGAGUUGCCGGUAGCAUUCGUCGUACAGCACUCCGGAAGCAAAGUGCAUGAGGCCCAGAUCAAAGACUUCGUCGCUAAACAGGUCGUGCACUAUAAGCGAAUACACCGUGUUUUCCUUGUGGAUUCCAUACCGAAAAAUGCCGCGGGCAAGAUCUUGCGCAAGGACUUGGCUAAGUUAGCAUUGCAUCGGAUUAACGCCAAAUUAUAACAUGUUUGGCAGGUAGAAGAAAAUAGCUACAGCAUGCUUUUCUGUAUGUAGGGAACAUUAAAGUCAAUCUUGCUUGCUUGAUAAAUAGAUCAGGAAUAGUUCCGAUAUCUCCCGGUUGUGUAUAAUGGUAGGAGUGUGAAUAAACUGAUGAGACGGCAGGAUGAAAUAUCAGAUAUUGUUGCCUGUUAAA